Zasmidium cellare ATCC 36951 is the source of this 450-nucleotide messenger RNA. RefSeq lists its product as uncharacterized. The record is from RefSeq and is a predicted model, not a curated record. Bases 1 to 450 code for a protein of 149 amino acids. The transcript has a single exon. Lineage: Eukaryota; Fungi; Ascomycota; Dothideomycetes; Mycosphaerellales; Mycosphaerellaceae. Gene Ontology annotation, molecular function: DNA binding; zinc ion binding. Gene Ontology annotation, biological process: DNA-templated transcription.
AUGGCCGCGUUCGUGGCGUCUGACACAGCUUCAGCGAUGUACAAGCUCGUCGCAGAAGCCAUGCACAGUGACAAUUCUGCAGACAUCUUUACCGAAAAGCCCGCAUCUGCAACAUUGGUGUAUCUAAUGGCAGCAGCAUCAAUCUAUUACAGUGGCGACCAAGCAUGUCCCGAUCCAUCCGUGCCGCAUUUAGUCGACGCGGCCGUGAGGGGAAUGCGAAUGAUCACGUUUGGAGUCGAGCCAUACCGAAUGGCGCAGUGUCUGGCCAUGUUCACCUGCCUGUCGACAUUUCACCCAGCGUAUGGGUCAACCUGGUAUUUGGUGGGAUUAUUGGCGGUUGAGUGUCUAUCUCUUGGAGUUCACAGCUAUGAGCAACAGUCCAUCAUGCCACAAAAAGAGCGACUCGAGAUGAACAGAUUCUUCUGGGCCGUGUUCAUCAUGGAUCGGUAA